UGCCACCAUUGUUGUCCAGGCGGGACCUUAAUGAGCAAGAAGGCGGGCGUGUACUGAAAUGUAAACGACUCGAGAAUUCCCUGUUCGCUGACAAUUGAAGCUUUACGUAGGCAAACAAGCAUUGCAUAAGUGUUGGUAUAAUGCCUUAACAGCAAAUCGAUUAUCGAUGUUUAUCGAUUUUAUAGAAACUUAGAAAAAUCGAGUGUAUUUGGACAACCAACUUGAUCUACUCAUGCUUAAGGUGAAGUCUUUAUACUCUAUAUAGACAGUAUAUGACAAUAUCCUUAUAUACCAUCGAUAUAUUGAGUAUAUUGAAAUAUCAAUCCCUUAUUUUACAUCAUUCUACAUCAUUACACAUAGUAUUGUAAAUUCACUCUAUGUAUGGUAGAAUGUUCCAGACCUAAGCAUAGAUUACCAAUAUACCCCUUUCUAGUACGACUACAGUGUAUAAUCAAUAAAUAACGCAAUCAGUGCCAAAAGAUCUGCACUAUAAGUAAGCAGCAGACACUGGAGCACACGCCUUGGCAGCUCGGCUGGCGUCGUCUCAAGCUCAAGGUGCCGCCUUCUCCCUGGACUGCAAUUAGAAUCUCAGCUAUAAAAGCUGCAGUUGCUCCUUGAAGGGCGAACAGUCCAAGAAUCGCACUCAACUGGAGCACUGGAAGAUGCAGCUGCAAUUGAUUUUCACACUUCUCUUGAGUCUAUGGAGCUCGACUCAAGCUGAGCUGCACUUGGCACCACAUGGACUGCUCAAGUGGGCUGAGCUCGUGGAGCAUGUGCCGACCGCUGUGUCCCACCAGAGCACCACUGUGGUGCACCACACUGUGCCGCGCCGCACCACCACAUUGCUGGCACCACACAGUUCAGUGCGCAGCCUGGUUGUUGCCCCACUGACUCCGCUGAGCCCAGCCGCUGCCUAUGUACACGCCCAUAAGCUUGAGCCCAUGGGCUGGAGCUAUCUCUAUCCACACACUCUGUCCACGCUCUAUGCGAACUGAUUUGACAUGCGAAUAAACAAGCCCACGUCUGCAAAUCCGCAUCGAUGUCUGCAUCUCUUUUUUUGGGUGGGGCAGGGCGAGGGGUUGGCUUGACAGACUGGCGGAUUAGCUCUCGUUAAAAUCAAUGCAAAUGCCAAUUAAAUUUUGCGCUACGUUUCACAGUUGAUUUAGGUGUUGAGGUGACGUCACCGGAGCCACACAAAUAAUCCGAGAAGCUGAUGAACCUUCGACUCGACCCGUUAGCAGACAGUGCCUUCACCCAGCAGCAGAGAGGUAAUAUCUGUAGGCCGACGCCGAGUUGACAAUAACAAGCAAGAAGCCAUGCAGCCGCCAGGUGUUUGGCCCGCCAGCGUUUGGAAUUUCGAUGGGGAUUCGUCUAGCUGGAUGAAAAGCGAGAGCGUGCAAGCGCCACACAAUGACAAUGAAAAUUUAUGAAACUGUAAACCUUGAACUCUCUUCAACUGAUAUCGAUGCUCAAGCCAAAGGUGAACCCCAGCCAGGUUAACAGGCUGGCAACAGUUGGCCAAAGAGUUGACCGCAACGCUGGUCAUUUUCGGUCAUAUUAUGCAAUUGACCUGAGGUGCUCAAGUCCGUGAGCUGCAUGAACUCGAGGUUAUUUUAAGUGUCAGAAAUGCAGUAAGCGACGAUUGAGUAAGUCUUGGGACAGUCGAGAAU
This is a messenger RNA of Drosophila mojavensis, 1670 nucleotides long. RefSeq lists its product as uncharacterized. The transcript has 2 exons. The record is from RefSeq and is a predicted model, not a curated record. Lineage: Eukaryota; Metazoa; Arthropoda; Insecta; Diptera; Drosophilidae. Bases 663 to 995 code for a protein of 110 amino acids.